UCGAAUCAUCAUCAUCAUCACCAUCACCAUCAACAGCAACAGCAACGAAAGUCACAAAAGGUUUGACAAGACAGGUGAGAGAAAAUCGUGCAGCACAGCGAGUGUUCGGUUAGCACUCAGUAUUUUACCUGGGUGGGGGAUUGAGAGCAGUAAAAAGCCCCCAUGGUAACAACAGGCGGGUGGUUAGCACGCAAAAUGUUGCCCCACAAUCGUCUAGAAGAAGUCGGGUUCGAACGACAGAAGAGUUGGGUAGGUUUUACCCGUCGUUUAACGAAAUCUAACAAUAUCAACAAUUGUGGUUUCUCGUCUGAUUCAACAUGGAGCCAAAGUGAUUUUCCUCAACGAAACACAUUAUUGUCCAAUAUGAGAACCAAGUCAGCAGCAUAUUCCUGCUUCCAAGAGCAGCAAAGCUUUCAUCUUGAUGACAUGACCCCAUUUUCAAGAAGUAGCAUUCUACGAACAGAGCCUUGUGCAAACAACUUACAAUCUGCCAUUUCUUCAUCUCCACUUUUCUCUUUGGCAUCACUCGAUGAGUCUCAGCAACUUAGAAACAUUGACUAUGGCAAGGAUUCAUCCGCGUUUCCAGUUUCAGACAGACAACCAUGGCACAUCGACAGGAUUAAACACAAAAACAAUCGCAGGAGAACCGUUAAAUGUGAAGACGAAGACAACAGUGGUAAUUUCUUGAUGGUAUGGAACCGUUCCAUACCUCUAUGUGCCACAACCAGUUCUACCACCUCUACUAACAAUACUGCUUCAUGCCACACCAAUAUUAACAACACUAACUGGAACUUCAGUCCCACCAUAGAGUCAUUACAACAUUCAACCAACACCAAUUCUCAGGCUGAUAAUGUUGACAAAGUGGUUGCCAAUACUUCAAUCUGCAUACCAAGUCUUACAGAUCGAAACGGGAAAACCUUCCAGGGACUACAGUCAUCUGUUGCCCCGACAAUGACCUUCCAAAAAGCACCCUCACUUUGUAGUAAGCCCACUUACCCAACUGGUAGCGUUAGUUGGCCAGCAAGUCGAACUGUCAAUAAAGAAGCUGAAUUAUUAUACCAAGAUCCUGUCAGUGGGGCCCCUACCUCCUUUCUACAGCGAUUAAAUGAGAUUGCAGCCCUUGAAGCUGAAACUGUUCGCCAAGAGAGAGCACGGAAACUGAAGAAGAAGAACAAACACGAUAAGGAAUCUUACAGCUACUGACCAUUGGUCUCGGUAAGCUCAGGUCUCAGUUGGUAGAUUCAGGAAAUGGCUUUAUAGCACCCUGUGAUGUGAUGUGUAACAGGAGCCACCGGUGCAUACAGAGAUAUCUCGAUGUGGAACAAAGUAUUUCCAAGAGAUCCCAGCAAACAAAGUGCCAUAUAGAAAGAAUUGUGGGAUUUCAGCCAAAACACCCCUCACCAUCCCCCAUCUUACAAUUUUCUCACAGGAAAUCAAUAAUCAUCCCUUCAUAUGAAGUCGUUGAAUCAACAAAACUCUUUCUUGAAAUCAUAAUUAACAAAAUCAGAGAUUAUUCUAAAUAAAUAUUUACAAGAAUAUGUUUUUUAAA
Molecule: messenger RNA, 1549 nt
Organism: Octopus sinensis (East Asian common octopus)
Lineage: Eukaryota; Metazoa; Mollusca; Cephalopoda; Octopoda; Octopodidae
Exons: 6
Coding region: 163-1203 (346 amino acids)
Source: RefSeq, a predicted model, not a curated record